AGCUACCGCUAGGUGGAUCUGCUCUCGUGCGUUGGACAGUGUCAACUGUAAUGAAGGGCGGGAGGGCACGCGAACUAUCAGUAUGUCGUGUAAAGAAUAUGAAGACAAUGUGUUAUCGUUAGCUAAAGACUGGUGCUCAGAUGUAAACAGUGAAACAUUUACUUCUUUGCUUCAAGAAUUGAUUUUUCAUCUCAGUGGAAAACAUAAAGAUGAAGUGUUCCGUCUGUUUCAAAAGCAAUUACAAAAGCUUAGACAAGGAUGUAGCUAUGAUUCACUGGAUGAAGCUGACGAGUUCAGCAUAGCAGAGGAAGUAAAAAAUAAAAUUGCAAGUAGUCAUGGAGAGAGAGAAGCAAAUCGUUUCUCUGGUAUUUACCGGCAUCUUCGAGGAUGUACGCUUCUAACCAACUUGAGAAACACCUUGGCCUUCAUGCAGAGAAGCGCUGUACAAGAAUCAGCGGAUGAUGCAAAUUCAUCAUUUGACUCACAAAAUUUAUCAUUGAGAAAUAUUACUAUUCGUAGUUCAUCACAGGCUUCACGAACACCAUUUGCAUCAACAUUGCAAAGACACCCAGACAUGUUUGACACUGUGUCCUCUCUUCCAUCCAAUUUUGCUUCUAACACUUUAUCAGAUGCUUACCAUUCAUCCAGAGCCAUUUCAUAUGCUCAUGACUUGCCACAAGGAACCAUUGCUCACCUAAAUGGGUGUCCAGUAGUAAUGCCUGUACCACCACCGUCCAGAAACCCCUAUAAGAUGUCAGUAUCAGAAACUGUCUUGAUCCAAGAACUGAUAUAUUGCUUUCAAGGAAUAGGAGGAAAAAUCUUAAUAGAGGAUCCUGUCUCUCAAGGCUUCAAAAUAGAUCCAAAGGUGGACCUCCGUCCAUCGGUCCGGCAGCAAGUACUCCGUUUGGCGGAGGUUGGGUGGCUGCACAACCAAGUGCGACAGUUCUGUGAUGCUACGAGACCGGCUGGACUUGUUAACCAGAGCCUUGUAGCUGCCCUACAUGAUGAACUGACAGAAUACUACAGAUUGAUUGCUGUACUGCAGUCUAGGUUACAGAAGCAGUCAGAGGCUGUAGUUGAUUCACCGCUAGCAGAAGAGCAACUGCCAUCACUAACAUUGAGUCAAUUGGCAGUAUGUGUACGGAGCCCCACACUGAGGUUGCAGCUGUUGCUGUCACUGGCAGAAGCAUGCCGUGGCCGUCGUGGUGGUGCUCUGGCAUCCUGUGUACAUAGUUUUUUGCAGCACGGUGAUCCAAAUUUACGCCGUAGUGUACGCACACUCUUGGCAGCAGUAUGUCGUCCCAUGUAUGUAAUGCUAAGUCGGUGGAUUUUGGAUGGGGAAUUGGAGGAUCCUUAUAAUGAAUUCUUCAUAGCUGCAAAUCCUGAUGUGAAAGGAGACCGCUUAUGGCACGAUAAAUAUUAUGUUCAGGAAGCUCUUGUACCAAGUUUCAUAUCUUUGGCACAAGCUCGCAAAAUUCUUGCUACGGGCAAGAGCAUAAACUUCCUUCGUGAAGUGUGCCAAGACCACACGCCUAUAAAAGGCCGUGAAGCCCUCAGGCUCGCUUUGGAAAGCACCAACGUGGAAGCACUCUUUGUUGAGGACCAGGAUGGAGAGCUGCAGGCAAUGCUAGAACAAGCUUACCGUGAAACGUCUCGUCGUGUUUUGGAUGUUCUCAACACUCAGUACAAAUUCAUGGACCACCUGCAAGCUUUAAGGAGAUAUCUCCUGCUGGGGCAAGGGGACUUCAUUAGGCACCUUAUGGAGUUACUUGAACCUGAGUUGGCAAAGCCUGCCUCACAGUUGUAUCCUCACUGUUUAUCGGGGAUCCUGGACUCUGCUGUUCGUUCUACUAAUGCCCAGUACGAAGAUGAAGAUAUUCUUCAGAGGUUGGAUGUGAGAUUACUCGAAAUGUCAAAAGGAGAUACUGGUUGGGAUGUUUUCACAUUGGACUACCACGUUGUCGGUCCAAUAGGAACAGUUUUUGCUAUGAACAUGUCUUCCUACUUGAUGCUGUUCAAUGCUCUUUGGCGAGCAAAACGAAUGGAAUUUGUGCUAAGUCUGGCUGUCAAGCGACAGCUAACAGCUGCUAAGCAGAUGAGAUGUCUGCCUGGAAUGAAGCCUUUAUUGCAGAGAUUACAUCUCCUUAUCUCUGAAAUGGUGCACUUUGUACAUCAAGUGCAGUACUACACACUAUUUGAGGUGCUGGAAUGCUCCUGGGAGGCAUUCAACAAAGAAGUCCAGCAAGCAGAAGGCUUGGAUGAUGUCAUUAGAGCACAUGAUGCGUUCCUGGCAACAGUUCGUGCGGGGGCUUUCCUAGAUGAAGGAACACAGAGUUUGGCAGCCCAACUGCGGUCUGUGUAUGACUUGAUGCUACAGCUCCAAGGCCUAGAAGAACAGCUACACAAUAGAGCAUCAGUGGAGCUGGAAGCUCGUAAAGAGUAUGAGAAGCUAGUUGAAAAAUCUGGCACAAACAUAUCAAUGGAGGAAAGGGAAUCUACACGAGUUAAUGAAUUUACAAAUAAAUACCUGCCUCACAUGCGCACUCAAUUGAGUGUACUGGCUAAAAGCUAUCAGGAUUUGGUGAAGAAGUUUCUGCUCAUGUUGACAAGUCAACCAGAACUAACAUUGCAACUAUUGAGUUUCCGUCUGGACUUCAAUGAGCACUAUCGAAGAUCAGAUUCAAGGCUAAAUGCACCUCUUACGUACCAGCAUCGUCGUCUCAGUGAACUGGGAGGCAAGCAUCUGUCUCCAACAUGCGUCAAAUGACAGUCAGCUCCAGUACCUUCUGCUGAGCUUCAGAAGGUAAAGACUUUCAGUUUUUUACCCAUGGCACUACCUCCCAAAGAAGGAAAAUAAACUGCUCUUUUUUGUGAGUGAAUAUGGUGGAUUGAUGAACCAGUGGCUGAUAAAACAUUGAUGCUUUUACUGUAGAUUGUGAUCUGUACAAAAAUCUCUCUAUAUUUUUGUACUGAAAUCAUAAGUGAAGCUGCACUUAAGAAGAAUGCUGCGAACCUGCUAAUUUUUGGCUCUCACCAAAAGGAAAAAUCACUGUAUCUUGUGUAUACACGUCUCAAAUUCAUUUAGGGUUUAGUAUUGUUCAUUCAUGUCGGGUCUCGUGCUUUUGUUAAUUUCCAUUCCUUGUCAAAUCAUGCGAAAUAAGUUAGUUAUGAUAAAAAUGUAGUAUGUAAACUGUAACACAGUGUUAACUGUCAACAGAAAAUUCUGCCGUUUGAUAUUACUCGGUAGCAAGUAAGAUUUUAUGUUGUUACUCGUUUACAAUCCUGAGUUAUCUGUUUUUGAACAUCUACAAUAGUCUUCAAUUUUCUUGUUUCAGAUCUCUGUUUCACUGUGAUGUGUAAGGCUGAUAUUUACCAGAUACUAUUUAUUUUCCUUUAUCCAGUAUGUCAGACAUUAGUAGCAUUUUCUGUAUCUGUUGAAUUAUAUUUUAUUUUAAAUUGUAGUCAUUUAUGUUGAUAUGUUUCUUGUUUUUUUUAUUUAAGAAUUUACCUCACUGUUGAUAAUAAU
Messenger RNA from Schistocerca piceifrons (Central American locust), 3526 nucleotides. RefSeq names its product gamma-tubulin complex component 3-like. The coding region runs from base 83 to 2767 and encodes 894 amino acids. Gene Ontology annotation, cellular component: gamma-tubulin small complex; spindle pole; equatorial microtubule organizing center. Gene Ontology annotation, biological process: mitotic cell cycle; meiotic cell cycle; microtubule nucleation. The record is from RefSeq and is a predicted model, not a curated record. Gene Ontology annotation, molecular function: gamma-tubulin binding; microtubule minus-end binding. The transcript is spliced from 16 exons. NCBI's taxonomy places the organism in Eukaryota, Metazoa, Arthropoda, Insecta, Orthoptera, Acrididae.